AUGGCUUGUACUGACUGUCGAGCAACGCAUAGCGAAGGACUGAAUGAUAAAUCAUAUCAUAGAAUUUUCGAGGCGCUAUUUCGCUGUGUUGCUAUUGAGAAAUCAAUACACAACCGCUCGAGCAAACCGAGCUCCAGAAGCGUAUCUGUGUCUCGUCUUCCACUGUGUGCCUCUGCAUUCAGAGCUACAAUAGAGGUAUCUGUCCCUCUUUUACGGACAAAAACAGUCCAUGCCAUAAUUGAUCAUGUUGUCCAAACUAUAAACCGGCCAGGAGAUGGAUUAUGGGAGCUCCUUGGACACGACUACAUCAAAGGCCUUAGACUGCUUCUGGAAUAUCCAGCCCAUGUGGAACAUCUAACCGAAAGUGACUGGAUUGAUGCUGCUACGCUUUGCCUUCUGUGUCUCAGUCAGGCCGGAAAUGAGGGAAUCCUACUUAGUAUCCGAACGAGCUAUCGCUCAUCAUCUGAGGUCUUGAAUGCCGAAAGUAGUCGACUGACGCCUAGUCGAUCGAUUUCUGCUCGAAAUGCAUCGUCUUCAAUAUCACAAGCAACUAGAAGUAUCUCCGACGAAGCCGUGUUGUGCAUUCAACUUCUUACUUCGACACCAACUGCUCCUUUACAAGACAUUGCUAGACAGCUCAUGAGUGAGCUCUUAGUAUAUCUAUCUCAGUCGACAGCAGCCAACGCCCACCAGGCUCUAAAAGCUAUUAACAACACCCUCGAAAGAGUUAUAUGCGAUCAAUGCGCCUUAGUCGAGGAAAUUAUCCCGGAUAUAUUUCCUGUCAUUCGUCGCCUUUGGCUAACAAAGUCAUUGGCUGUGAAGGAUGAAGCCCUCGUUACCAUGAUGUUGUGCAUGGAUCUUCUGCAUAUCAACGCAGAGUCAUCUUUAUUGCAGACAUCAUUUCAAACACUUGAGGAUCUCCUAGAGACUUUAGAAUCUGAAUAUCUUAAACGUCCGGACAAAGAGCACUUGCAAAUUGAAGAUCUAGUCUUUUAUCAAAGCGAUGACUGCAUCAAACAAUUUCGUCUUUUUGGACCUCGCCUUGGUAAUACGAGAUCUGAACACAACUGGACUUUGCUGUGGACGAUUUCAAGUCUAAUCAGCGUCAUUGACAACGCAUCAGACCGAUUUUCAAAGCCCAAUGAUGAUGAGUCGGCACCAAACAAGAGACCACGUCUAUCAUCACGCAUGGAUGAUUUGUCACGAGAAUGCAUCACCUCUACCGGAUUAAGGAGAGGGUAUUGUUUACAAUUGGUAUCCUUUUUAGCAAACCAAAUAUCUGUCGAAGUUAAGGCUUCUAUUUUGAGUCGCUUAGCUGUGAACAUUAUAGACGACAAUCCUUCCACGGCGAAUUGGACUUUGUUAACCAUAGCAAAUCUUGUUGACAAUUCUGGCAGUAUCGCGUUAAGCGACAUUUCGAGAUCUUCGUUGCUUAAAUCACAUUGGAAGCAAAUAUGGGAUCUAUCAUCUCGGGCAUGUGCUUCCCAGGUCAAUACGAGAGCUGCCUGCGCCUUAAUGGAGACUAUUUUGCGCUUAGAGCUCGUUGAGAACGCAGAGGCAACGGAUACAAUACGGUUGAUGUUGUCCAGUAUGGAUAUCAAUGGACCAUCAGCUUUGUGUGACACCUCCUUGCUACUUCUGGCCAGAAUAUUCAACAAACGCUUACAUACAGCGUCUGGCCUUGGUGCUGGAAGCGAGAAAAUUCAAGCUGCGCAAGUCGCUUUAUUCGCCCGCCCGGCAAAUUUUCUUAGCUUUCUACUCUCGAUUACUAACAAGACGGCAUCUCUACGCAAUCUAGAGUAUCAGGGUACAGUAGCUACCAUUUCAAGCGCUUGGUUUCGCCAUCGUGAGAGAAAAUCACUUAAAGAUUACCUCUUUUCGUUUGACAACCAAGCCAUCCUAAAUGAUCUUUGGUAUUUCGAAGAAACAUUCCUGUCAUUGGAAUCUUCAGCCAGAAGUGACGCAAAUGAUCAUAUCGCGAUAGAAUUGCUGCAAACAAAGGUAGAUACUUUUUCACAGGCGUGGAAGAUGAUGUCCGAAGAAAAGUCACACUACAUUACAACAGACAUAUUCAAGAUUGUGGUUUCUGCAUGCAUUGUUGUCGCACUAUUUGUUGAAUGUCUUCCUCAACCUCAGAGUAAGCGUGUCACCGAUUUACGGAAAUCUGGCUUUCGCCUUUGGUCAGAUAUCUGUAAUCACAUCCCGUCAAGGGACGGCCUUAUGCAGGCAUGCCUAAGCAUUCUAUCGCCCGUGGUUUCAUCUGGCUCAUGUGCACUAGAUUAUGCGGAUCCUACAUCACGAGCUUUACGCGACCUUGCCCUCCCUCUCGUUGACACUCUGAAAAGGAGUAAAUCAAAACAAGAAGAUGCCUACUUGGAUGACCCUGACGCAAUGGACUUCGAUGAAGCUUCCUCGUCCCAGCAGGAUGAGCUAGCAAGCAAUGUCAUCUUGUGUUAUAACCGGCACGAUUGUUGUGCAUUUCCUGAAAUGAACACCUUUGAGCACUGCCUAUCGAUACAACUUACUCUCUUUCUCCUUGGUGACAAAUCAGCGAAAGUAAUAGGACCCUCAAAUGAGACCUCACUUUUGGGUUACUUGAAAUCCCUGAAUGACGUGGAUGUCUUGUCAGCGCGAAGACUUUUGUCUCGGCUUUUUCAAGAGUCUCACCGUUUUACCCGUACUGAUAUACUGGAAAUCGUGGAGCAUUUUGGAGAAAUUUGCUUACAGACGUAUCAAUUAGAGCGAUGUGAAAGCGCACAGUGCUUCUCUAUUCACAUGAUGGAGUGUUUCGUUGAUUCGUGGACCAGAAAUGAGAGUGACGAUCUCAAUGAUUCUGCUGCGGACCUGUACGGUUGGUUUAUACAAGUGUUUAUAAAGAAGAAAAAGGGGUCAUCCAGAGUCUUGAUUGCUCUCUCUCGCUUGCUAGAGAAAGUCAUCUUUUUGAACCCUACUUUCAGCGUGGACAACGCGGGCCCCUCCCCUCGGACAAGCUUAUUCAACAUUCUUCGUGAUGGCGAUACAAUGGUGAAAUUCACGAUUGCCAGCUGUAUCUCCAAUGUGUUCAGUCGCUUUCUUCUCAAAGACCACGAGAAGAUUUUUGACGAUGUCCUGGAGAGUCUGCCUACAGACCCGGAUUGGAAUGAAGGUAUUGCCUUACGACUUUAUAUUCUUGGGUGCUUAGCAUCGCGAUGGCCUACUCUUCUCCGAAGAAGCAUCUACCAUAUCUUUGAAACUCCUGCGCAAGUGUCCGCAUCAACCCGGUACGCUCAAAAGUGUCUGUUAGAUGUCUCUCGCUCAUUAAGACUACGGGAACCAAAAGAUAUUUUCCGGCUUUUUAUGCCUCAAAUUCUUUACACUUGGACUGAGACCCAGUCUAUAUUUUCAAUGCCUUUCACAAUAUUUGGUUACUCGAGUCUAAAGGAGAUGCUUCAAGAUUCUCAGGAUGAAUUGGUUGGACAAAUCAUGAUGAGAGCUAGCGAUCAUGAUGCCGAGGAGGUAGCUAAGCAUCUUGAAAAGCCAUUCACUGUGUUAUUGCAUGAAUCAUUCCAUAAAGCUGAAGCUUACACAGUGGCUCGUGAUAUCAGCCUACCGCCUUCUCAGGAUAGUCAGCCUAAGGGAGUGGAGAGCCGAGUAAAGAAAGUUCUUGGUAUAGAUCAAUUCGCACAGUCAGUUGAGAUGAAAUUUCCCGAAAUUAUUGGUGCCCUUUUCAAAUCACUUUCCCAGGAAGAACAAAUUGAACGUGCAUUUGCAAAACGACCUAGUUUUGGCUACGCGGCUGAAAUCCUCAAGCGUAUCACAGGAAAAAGUCUCUCUGCUUCUGUACUUCCAGGCAAUCAGCAGCCGUCAUUCAGGGCUCGAUAUCUUCUCGACGAGCUUGAAUAUAUCUGCAAACGAGCUGGGUAUGACCUAAAAUCUAUGUGGACGCCAGCGAUGGUCUCGUUUGUAUGCCGUAUGCUUCUUGACUCUAUGGACCCUGCCCUUGGGUCUCUUCACGCCUGUGCAGUUCUUAGAAAAAUUCGGAUUCUGGUCUGCGUUUCUGGACCGAUCAUGUCUCAAGAUUACCCCCUGGAGCAGCUUUUAAAUGCACUUCGGCCGUACCUGACAGAUUUUCAUUGCUCCGAGGAUGCACUGGGUCUGUUUUGGUAUCUUCUCGAGUCGGGAAAAUCAUAUCUCACUGGACAUCCAGGAUUUCUUGCAGGUGUUGCUGUGUCGACGCUUGUAUCAUUGAGAAAUUUUCUGCGAUCCUCACCGGAAAGCACCACCCAAGAGAGUCAAUUCAAGACAGUCCUAUCCAAGUUUCAAAAAUUUCGACAGUGGCUCGGGGACUAUCUGGAGGACUAUCGACCAACGAAUCUUGAUGAACAUUCUGCAGAGUCAUUGCGGCGAAUGGUGAGAUCGUCGAAGCAUAUUUGCAAUACAGGCAAUUCUGAAAAGGGUACAUAUGAAAGUGAGCUUCUGCUCGAGCUGCUUCGUGACAGAGCCUCCAGUAAGAGGCUCUUGAGCCCAUCAGUGUCUGAUCUUGUUCUCUCGCUGCUCUGUGUUGAGUUUAGGAUGUCUUCAGACUUAUUCAAUGACAUCCUGGGGGAUGAUAGCGAGUCAUCUAGACAUAGUGUCGCUGUCUGGCAAAGCAUUCAGAAUGGGCUAACUGAUAGAGGAUACCGGCUGUGGGCUGCUCGAGUGCUUGGACGAGCGUUCGCAGCAACUGGGCAAGUCAGUGACGAAUUGCUUCGAGAGCAGAAUAUGGAAGCAAUCCCAUCUCAAUCACAAACUAUGCAAGAUUCAGACCCAUUUCUUGUAUCGAAGGUUGCUAUCUUGCAGGUCCUUUGUGAAACUCUUUCAGGUAGUGACCGUUCCAACUUGGGGCUUGUGGAAGGAACUUUGCAACUUAUCAUGAGCAAAAUUUCUAAAAUCCCAGAUCUCGAACAGUGUGAGAAUGUUAUUCCAUCAUCUCUUAUGAAGGCACUCAUCUGGGAACCCUAUCAUUGCCCUACUAUUCCCACUCGUGUUCGUCAAACCACGAACAACAAAUCUUGGCCAACCCUAAAACUUGAAAUACCAACGACAUCUACUCAGUGGGCUAGGGACUUGACAUUAGCACUGGCAAGUUCAGCUGAAGAUGAUCCUGUUAUCGGUCAUCUGAGUGAAGUCCUCUUUAAUAUACCUGAUAUAUCUGUGAGGCUCCUCCCGUUUGUUCUACAUGAUGUACUACUCUUGGAAAGCGGGCAGAAACAGGUGUGUCGAGAGAAAGUCUCGAAGAUUUUCAAUGACGUUCUUCAUACUAUUACUGAAGCGACUAUUGCGCAUGGCCAAAUAGUCUUGAAUGCAAUUCUCUAUCUUCGUCAACAGCAGAGACCGCAAGAGUCAACAAUAGUUGAACGUGAAGAGUGGUUGGAUAUCGAUUACAGUUUAGCAGCCUCUGCAGCGGUUCAAUGUAGAAUGCAUAAAACUGCUUUGAUUUUCAUCGAAAUUCAGGCUUCUCGAACUGUCAGCACUAGUCGUCGAUCUUCUAUUGUGAAAUACUUGCCUCCAACAGAUUUAUUGCAUGAUGUUUACAGGAAGAUAAGCGACCCCGAUCUGUUUUAUGGAAUACAACAAGAUGCCACUCUAGAGUCAGUCAUGGAGAAGCUAGCAUAUGAAGGCGCAGGUUUCAAGAAUUUGAUUUUCCAAGGCGCUCAGUAUGACAGCGACCUACGACUAAAUGGCGAGGGAAACACCUAUGGGGUAUUCAAAGCUCUUAACGCAACCAAUCUUCAUGGUGUUGCUAGUGCCAUGCUUGCUAUUCCAAAUAAUGCAGAAGGAGCGGCUACAAAUACAGAUCAUUUAUUAUCAACAGCCAUAAGCCUACAACAAUGGGAUAUUCCUGCCCUACCAUCAAACAGCUCUGCCAUGAGCGUUUUGUUCAAGGCAUUCCAGAAUCUCAACACUGCUAGCGUGAUGAAAGAUAUUCUCAAAUUCAAUGAUAAUUGCUUCCUAGAAAUUCUUGAUCAUUCCCAGGACAGAAAUCGUUCUGUGACAGCGCUGCGUGAUUCAAUGCGAGCACUUGGCCUCUUGACUGAAGUGGAUGACAUCCUACGGUCUACCACCCCAACGCAGAUAGAAGAUCUGUGGAAUAGAAUUACAUCAAGGACGUCUUGGUUUCAAACUGAAAAUUUCCAGGACAUUGCACACAUUUUAUUCUGUCGAAGCGCCCUCUUCUCAUCUAUCAAUAAGCGGCCUUAUGUGAAAUCCGCUCUCAAGUUGACAUCGCGUAUGUCGCAGCUUUUUGAAGCCAAGGCUCUGAGAGAGUCCUUCCAAGUGAGCCGAGAUCUUGAAGGAUCCCAAGAAGCUUUAAAAUCUGCUAUUUCACUUUCAAAACUAGUGAAGCCGUGUUCGGAACUUGGUAUAAGUAUAGAAGGAGCAGCAAAAUUUGAUAUGGCCAACGUUCUUUGGGACCAGGGUGAAAUGACUACUUCCAUUCGCAUGCUACAACAACUGAACGAGCAGGGCGACCUCCAAAGACAGGCGCUUGUGGUUAGUCGGGCAGAAGUUCUAGCUAGUCUAGGACACCAUGUCGCAGAAGCACGCCUGGAGAAACCUGAUGCCAUAAUUGAGGAAUAUUUAGUGCCUGCGGUGAAGGAGCUUCGGGGCAAUACCGAAGGCGAAGAAGCUGGUGGUGUUUUUCACCGUUUUGCGUUGUUCUGUGACCAGCAGCUUUUAAAUCAGGAUAGCCUGGAAGAUUUUAAGCGCAUUGAACAGCUUCGUGACCGCAAAGAACAAGAAGUUAUAGCCCUUCAGCAAAUGAUGAACGUUGCUGAUGGUAAAGAAAAGAAUCAGUUAAAGAUGCAUUAUAACAAAGCAAAAGGAUGGUUCGAUCUUGAUGACCGCGAGUUUCAAAGGCUCAAAAAUAGCCGCCAAGCAUUCCUACAACAAUGUCUUGAGAACUACUUGCUAUCCCUGAGAGCAUGCGAUAGCUACAAAAAUGACGCUUUAAGAUUUUGUGCCAUUUGGCUUGACAAAUCUAGCGAUUUGAAAGCAAACGAGUCUGUGGGCAAGUACCUAAGCAAGGUGCCAAGUCGAAAGUUUGCUCCAUUGAUGAACCAACUGUCCUCCCGUCUUCUGGAUCAAUCUGAUUUAUUCCAAAGCCUCUUAUCUGCACUUGUUUUCCGUAUAUGCGUGGACCACCCAUAUCAUGGCAUGUACCAGAUUUUCGCCCAUAGCAAGUCAAAAGGGAGCAGAGACCAGGCAGCAUUAUCUCGUAACCAGGCCGCAGGCAGGGUGGUUGAAAAGCUGAAAAAUGAUGCGUCUGCUGGCCCCAUGUGGAUGUCCAUACAUAAUAACAACAUCUGCUAUGUGAGAUUUGCCACAGAAAAAUUGGACGACAAGAUUAAGAGCGGUGCAAAAGUCCCGCUCAGGAAGCUUCCCACUGGCCUUCGACUAGAACAAGACGUCAACAAUCAAAGACUCCCGCCGCCUAGCAUGAAGAUAGAGCUUCGGGUGGAUUGCGACUACGGUGACAUACCAAAGGUUGUCAAGUUUCAGUCUGAAUUUGCAGUGGCUUCCGGUAUAAGCGCGCCCAAGAUAGUGGCCGUCCUUGCUACCAACGGGCUGCGUUACAAGCAGCUAGUGAAAGGAGGAAAUGACGACUUGCGGCAAGAUGCUAUUAUGGAACAGGUUUUUGAACAAGUUAGCCACGUGCUACGAGAUCAUCGGUCCACUCGACAACGCAAUUUGAACAUUCGCACAUACAAGGUGCUGCCACUCACUUCUAAUGCAGGCAUAAUUGAAUUUGUCCCAAAUACCAUCCCACUGCACGACUACUUAAUGCCAGCGCAUCAGAAGUACUUCCCUCGAGACAUGAAACCCAACGCGUGUCGCAAACAUAUCAACGACGUGCAGACGAGGUCACUCGAGCAGCGGGUGAGAACCUAUCGCCAAGUAACAGAUCACUUCCACCCCGUGAUGCGAUUCUUCUUCAUGGAAAAAUUUAAUAACCCGGAUGACUGGUUCAGCCGGCGACUGGCUUACACUCGGAGUACGGCUGCAAUCUCAAUACUGGGACACGUCCUCGGGCUUGGUGAUCGACAUGGACACAACAUUCUCCUAGACGAGAAAACGGGCGAAGUAGUACAUAUUGAUUUAGGGGUAGCUUUCGAACAAGGCCGAGUUCUUCCUGUGCCUGAAGUAGUCCCCUUCCGACUGACCAGAGACCUGGUCGACGGCAUGGGCAUCACCAAGACAGAAGGAGUAUUUCGCAGAUGCUGUGAGUUUACGCUCGAAGCCUUGCGCCAGGAAUCAUACAGUAUCAUGACUAUCUUGGACGUCCUCCGCUACGAUCCAUUGUAUAUGUGGACUGUAUCCCCUCUGCGAAUGAGACGCAUGCAAGAUGACCAAGACGCUGGAGGAGAACCUCCGACAGUACUGGCCGAUGGCGGAGGGGGAAAUGUUGCAAAGAAGAAUAACAACAAUAACAACGAGCCGAGCGAAGCAGAUCGAGCAUUGACCGUCGUAGCAAAGAAACUUAGCAAGACUCUCAGUGUUACGGCAACGGUUAACGAGCUCAUCCAACAAGCUACAGAUGAGAGGAAUUUGGCAGUUUUGUAUUGUGGAUGGGCUGCUUACGCAUAG
Molecule: messenger RNA, 8604 nt
Organism: Talaromyces atroroseus
Lineage: Eukaryota; Fungi; Ascomycota; Eurotiomycetes; Eurotiales; Trichocomaceae
Product: Serine/threonine-protein kinase tel1
Exons: 7
Coding region: 1-8604 (2867 amino acids)
Biological process (GO): DNA repair
Molecular function (GO): protein serine/threonine kinase activity; protein binding
Source: RefSeq, a predicted model, not a curated record